Molecule: messenger RNA, 2535 nt
Organism: Nerophis lumbriciformis (worm pipefish)
Lineage: Eukaryota; Metazoa; Chordata; Actinopteri; Syngnathiformes; Syngnathidae
Source: RefSeq, a predicted model, not a curated record
GUGCUGAUGGCAGAAUCUGCACUCCUAAUGUCAACAGCGCCCCCUGUGGAAGGCACGCCCGUGGUGCCAAAUGUCUCGGGUCUCCUGGACUUGGCAGGCAAUGACAACGGCACAGCUGAGAGAUGCUUCCGGGCACACUCUCGCAGCAGUGUCCUCCAGGGUCUCCCCUUUGGAGGGAUACCCACGGUCCUGGCCAUCAACGUGGUACUGUGGAUGUUCCUUUUGCUCAUCUUCUCCUGCCUGAGGAAAGCUGCUUGGGAUUACGGCCGCCUGGCUCUGCUGAUGGACAAUGACAGCCUCACGUCCCUUUUCUACGGAGAACCGAGCGAGAAGGAGAAGUCACCCUCAGAGUCAAGCCCUUCUGACUCCGAAACCAAGGACAUGGGCUUCUGUUCAUGGCUCACAUCUCUUUACCAUAUGAAGGACGAGGAGAUCCGCAGCAAGUGUGGCGUCGAUGCCGUGACUUAUUUGUCAUUCCAGCGCCACAUCAUCCUGCUCAUGACCGUGGUGUGCCUGCUGUCUUUGGCAGUGAUCCUACCAAUCAACUUCUCCGGGAAUCUCUUGGGAGACAGCCCUGAGAACUUCGGAAGAACAACACUGGCUAAUGUUAGCGCGAAGGACAGCUUCCUGUGGCUGCACGCCAUAUUUGCGUUAGUUUACUUCAUCAUCACGUUCCUAUGUAUGGCUCACCACUCCAUACGGCUGCAGUACAGAGAAGAUGAGAAGGUUGCAAGAACACUGAUGAUCACAUCCAUACCGAGAGAAAUUUCAGACCCAGGAUUGAUUACCAAACACUUACAUGAGGCUUAUCCCAGUUGCACCGUCACCGACAUCCGGUUCUGCUUUGACAUCAACAAACUAACCAGGCUGGACUUGGAGAGGCGCAAGGCGAUGAAAGGCAGACUAUACUUUGCCACCAAAUCCCAAAAGGAGGGAAAGAUCAUGAUGAAAACCCACCCGUGUGCGCAGAUAUUCUGCUGUGACAUUUGUGGCUUUGAAAAGGUGGAUGCAGAACAAUACUACAGCGAGUUAGAAGAGAAAUGGACAGAUGAAUUCAAUGCUGAGAAGAACCGUAUCUACAUGAAGAGGCUGGGCAUUGCUUUUGUCACAUUUCGUGAUGAGAGGAUGACCGCUGUAAUUGUCAAGGACUACAGUUGCGUGCGCUGCCGACGCCGACCCCAGCAGUCCAGUAUCAGCACAGUGGUUCAGUCACACCAGUGGGGCAUCAGCUACGCUCCUGCUCCCAGUGACAUCAUCUGGGAAAACCUGUCAGUCUGCGGAUCUCGCUGGUGGCUUCGCUGCGUCCUGCUCAACAUCCUCCUCUUUCUGCUGCUCUUCUUCCUCACCACUCCUGCUAUCAUCGUCAACACCAUCGACAAGUUUAAUGUCACCAGGCCUGUGGAGAGCCUGAAGAGUCCUAUCAUCACUCAGUUCUUCCCAACCCUCCUGCUGUGGGUGUUUUCAGUCCUGCUGCCCUUUAUUGUCUACUAUUCGGCCGUCUUUGAGUCCCACUGGACCAGGUCCGGGGAGAACCAGGUCACCAUGCACAAGUGUUUUUUACUUCUGGUUUUUAUGGUCCUUAUCCUGCCUUCGCUCGGUCUCUCCAGUCUGGACCUGUUCUUCACUUGGCUUUUUGAUGUCAACUUUCUAGAUGAAAAGGAUGUCAAAUUCCAGUGUGUUUUUCUCCCGGACAACGGCGCUUUCUUUGUAAACUACGUCAUCACUUCCGGGCUCAUCGGCACCGCCAUGGAGCUGCUUCGCAUCCCCGCGCUGAUGGUGUACGGCCUUCGUCUUUGCUUUGCAAAAUCUCAGGCUGAGCGUAUUCAUGUCAAACGGAGUCAGACCUACGAGUUCCAAUUUGGCCUGGAGUACGCUUGGACCAUGUGUAUCUUUUCUGUCAGUGUGACCUACAGCAUCACUUGUCCUAUUAUUACACCCUUUGGUCUGCUGUAUGUGAUCCUAAAGCACAUGGUUGACCGCUACAACAUCUACUAUGCGUACGUUCCAACCAAGCUCAACCAGCGCAUCCACAGAGCUGCCAUCCAUCAGGUCAUCUUGGCUCCCAUCCUCUGUAUCUUCUGGCUGCUCUUCUUCUCCGUUCUUAGAUUAGGUGCAGUGCAUCCCAUAACCUUGUUUACUUUGGCGUCCCUGCUGUCCUCCAUUGUGGUUUCCUUUUUCCGCUUGUGCCUUAAAAAGCAACCUGACAAGUCAACAAGCUACCAGAUGUCUAAUCAACCAGCAGAGAGAACAUUCCAAGAAGCAGACAGGAGUACAGUUACUGCAACCACUGCUUCCAAUCUGUUUGUGGCGUCCGUCCUGCUGGAGCCGGAGCUCGCCUUGACCCCCAUGCCCUCCCCGGCCCACCACAGCUAUGGCGCCAUGGCCAGCUCCCAGAGUUCAGCCCACGGCCCAGCAGGAGAGGAGGAGGAGGAGGGAGACGAAGAGCACACCCAGACCCGUGAGACCGAGCUCCGAGACCCCCCUGACACCUCUUGCUCCAGCCCACUCAUCGACAGUCCAGCGGGCUACCAGUAA